CGAUAGAAAUUAAAGCAGUGACGCUUCUUAGUUUGAUUGUUCUUUCCGUGUUUAAAUCGAAAUGUUUUUAUAUAAGUGUACACAUCAAUAAUAAAAAUAUGUUAAAAUUUGUUUUUUCAAAGCAUGUUCAUUAUUUUAAAAACAACCGAACAUUUUAUUCUAAAAGAUCAUUUAUUAAUACUACUAACAGCACAAAUGGCAUGAUACUUUGGACAACUUAUCUUCCACAGAGAUCUUCCAAUUCACUUUCGGUUAUUGGAAUUAGGUAUUGCAACGGUAAUGCUCUAAAUGAGGCGCAAAAGAAGAAAAGUGUUCUAUAUUCUAAGAUACUGUUUAAUCCAGUAAAAAAUGCUUUAGCCUCUGUAGGUAUAAUAAAUGGCAAAUCAGUUCAACAGAAAAGGCAUUGCUUUCAUCCUGGAAUUUCAAAUUUAGAUCGAGAAGCAAUAGGUGCUAAAAAUUCGCCGUCUAUAACCACAUCUCAAAUGAUAACAGCAAUGUUCUCUCACAUUUGGCCAAAGAAUGAAAAAGAUAUUAGGAAUAGAGUAAAAAUUGCAAUUUCUUUACUGAUUGGAGCAAAAUUAUUAAAUGUUUCUGUUCCUUUUCUUUUUAAAUAUGGAAUAGACACGAUGACUACAACUCAGAAUUUAGGAUCAUCUCCAGAAGCAAUAGCAGCUGUAGCCACUUCAAUUCUUGUCGGAUAUGGUAUUGCUCGUGCUGGUGCAGCAGGUUUUAAUGAAUUAAGAAAUGCAGUAUUUGCAAAAGUUGCUCAAAAUUCAAUUCAUAAAAUAGCCAAAAAUGUAUUUUUACAUUUACAUAAUCUUGAUUUAUCAUUUCACUUGUCUCGACGGACCGGUGCAUUAACUAAGACUAUUGACAGAGGAAGUCGAGGCAUUAAUUUUGUAUUGACUGCAAUGGUAUUUAACGUUGUUCCUACAGUUUUCGAAUUAAUUUUGGUCAGUACGAUUUUAGGACUAAAAUGUGGAUCGGAAUACGCAAGUAUAGCAUUAGGAUGCGUUCUUACUUAUGCAGUUUUUACACUUGCAGUUACACGAUGGAGAACGAAAUUUCGAUUAAAUAUGAAUGAAGCAGAAAAUGAUGCAAGUAAUAAGGCUAUGGAUUCUCUUCUCAACUAUGAAACUGUAAAAUAUUUCAACAACGAAAAAUAUGAGGCAGAAAGGUAUGAUGUUUCACUAAAGAAAUAUGAGUUUGCUUCAAUGAAGACGAGUACAAGUUUGGCCUUUCUAAAUUUUGGACAACAGGCUAUAUUUAGUUCAGCUCUAAGUUUAAUAAUGGUGUUAACUGCAAAAGAUAUUUUAAAUGGUACUUUGACUGUUGGGGACUUGGUUAUGGUAAAUGGUUUAUUAUUUCAACUUUCGAUUCCACUUGGAUUUUUGGGUUCAGUGUAUCGGGAAGUAAGACAAGCUUUUAUCGACAUGAAGUCUAUGUUUCAUUUAAUGACACUAGAUCCUCUUAUAAAGAAUAAGGCUACAGUUGUUCCAUUUAAUAUUAGCACUAAGAAUGCUGACAUUGUUUUUGAUAAAGUAAAAUAUCAAUAUGUCCCAGGAAAAACGAUAUUUGAUGAUUUGUCUUUCACAAUUCCCAGUGGAAAGAAAAUUGCAAUUGUUGGUGGUUCAGGAACUGGAAAGACGACGAUAGUAAGAUUACUGUAUAGGUUUUUUGAUCCAAACAGUGGAAAUAUUUAUAUUAAUGGCAAAAAUAUUCAAGAUAUUGAUGUGAACGAUCUUAGACGAUCUAUUGCCAUUGUGCCACAGGAUUCGGUAUUAUUUCACGAUACGAUAUUUUAUAAUAUUCAUUAUGGAAAUUUUUCAAUGUCUGAAAAUGAUGUUUAUGAGGCUGCAAAAAUGGCAAAUUUACACGAAAGUAUUUUAAAAUGGCCUAAGGGAUAUAAAACACAAGUUGGCGAACGAGGUUUAAAAUUGUCUGGUGGUGAAAAACAGAGAGUUGCAAUUGCAAGAGCAAUUUUAAAAAAUAGUCCAAUACUUGUAUUUGAUGAAGCUACAUCUUCUCUGGAUUCUAUCACGGAACAGAAUAUCCUCGAAGCUUUACGUCGAGCCACUACUGGUAGAACGUCUAUUGUUAUUGCACAUCGUUUAUCGACUGUUAUGGACGCUGAUGAAAUCUUUGUUGUAAACAAUGGUGUUCUAAUGGAAAGAGGAGAACAUGCAGAUUUGCUGAAGAGUAAUUCUUAUUACAAUAAAUUAUGGGCUACUCAAAAUAUUAGAGAGAAAUAAGGCAAAUGGAAUUAUAUAGAUUGUUAAAAAUUGUUUUAUCAGAGAAAAUAAUAUAAUAAAUUAAUUGUAAAAUUAUGUAAUUAAUAAUAUUCUGUUUUAUCGUA
Molecule: messenger RNA, 2356 nt
Organism: Leptopilina boulardi
Lineage: Eukaryota; Metazoa; Arthropoda; Insecta; Hymenoptera; Figitidae
Gene: ABCB7
Product: iron-sulfur clusters transporter ABCB7, mitochondrial
Exons: 11
Coding region: 99-2252 (717 amino acids)
Biological process (GO): intracellular iron ion homeostasis; transmembrane transport
Cellular component (GO): mitochondrial inner membrane
Molecular function (GO): ATP binding; ATP hydrolysis activity; ABC-type transporter activity
Source: RefSeq, a predicted model, not a curated record